AUGCGGGUCAUAUAUUCAAGAACACCAAGAGAUUAUGCUGAAGCCAGUGCACCUCCAUUUUUGAAUUAUGGAGAAGAAUUACCACAAAUUAUAUUGAUUUUUGUGAUUAUAUUGGUUUAUUCAUCAAUUGCUCCAAUAAUUCUUCUUUUUGGUACCAUAUAUUUUUUCUUUGGUUAUAUAACAUACAAAUAUUUAUUACUUUAUGUUUAUUUUCAUCCUUAUGAAACUGCUGGUCUUGCAUGGCCAAAAAUAUUUCGUCGGAUCAUCGUUGGUCUUUAUAUUUAUCAACUUAUGAUGAUUGGAUAUUUUUCACUCAAGAAAUCUUAUUAUUUAACAUUAGCCACUAUUCCUCUUCCUUUCAUCACUUCACUAUUUUUUUAUUAUGUUAAUCAAGCAUAUUAUCGUAUCUCUACAGUUAUUUCAUUACAACAUUUAGUAGAAACUGAAAAGAAAUCACAAUCUAUUGCAAGAAUUGAUAAUGAUGAAAAUUUAUCCAAUGAUCAAUCAUCUACUGGCAAAGAUAAAAGAAAUGUACAUAGUGAUGUUCUUGAAGAUGAUUUAUAUCAUGCAGCACCUGAUUACUACACAGAUUACAGUCAACCACCAAUGUCUUUGACUGAAGGUAUUCUCAAUACUGGUAUGAGAGAUUACAGAAAUCCUUCAUUGGUAGGAUCUUUGCCGAUUUUAUGGCUGCCAGUUAAAAGAUCAUUAAAAGACAAAUCAAAUCAAAAUGGAACUAUUGGAUCUAGAUUGGGCAUGGAUAGUGAUAAGAAGAAAGAUAAAUUUUCUGACUUGGAUGCUAAUAAUAACAUUAAUCUUUCUGCAUCUACAGCUUCUCAUGAUAUUCAACAUCAAAAAAAUAUUGACUCAGAACUAAGAUUAAACCAAAUUAUUGAAGAUCAGGAUCCAAAUAACCCCAAUAAAAUUUACCAUCCUCAUUCUGAUGAACCAGCUGUUGGAUCAUCAUCAUCACCAUCUAGUAGAGAUCAAGAUCAAACAUCAUCUUCAAGUACUCCAAGUCAAAAUAGUAAGUCAAACAGGGCGAUUAUAUCAUUUGGUGAAUUAGCAGGAAGUAAUUUUGGUUUUGAUCAUGAUAUUCAACAUCAAAAAAAUAUUGACUCAGAACUAAGAUUAAACCAAAUUAUUGAAGAUCAGGAUCCAAAUAACCCCAAUAAAAUUUACCAUCCUCAUUCUGAUGAACCAGCUGUUGGAUCAUCAUCAUCACCAUCUAGUAGAGAUCAAGAUCAAACAUCAUCUUCAAGUACUCCAAGUCAAAAUAGUAAGUCAAACAGGGCGAUUAUAUCAUUUGGUGAAUUAGCAGGAAGUAAUUUUGGUUUUGAUCAAAAUAAAAAAGCAGAUUAG
Molecule: messenger RNA, 1362 nt
Organism: Entrophospora sp. SA101
Lineage: Eukaryota; Fungi; Glomeromycota; Glomeromycetes; Entrophosporales; Entrophosporaceae
Source: the annotation of a GenBank genome assembly